ACAUGUCACACCACACACUCAUGCAUCACGCAACUUCCGUUUUCACAAAAUCAUAUGUUUUGGCUCAUGAUCAAAUCGCCGACCACAUCAGUUCACACUUGGUUUCAAGUUGGGUUUGUAUUCACUGAGUUUGGGCAAAAACUCUCACCAUGGAUCUCACGAUAUUUUAUAUCUUUUCAUGUAUGACUGCUAUUAUACCUGUAAGUCUUUCAGAAUCUACAGCGACCAUUUUCGAGUCCAAAAGUCUUCCACAAAAUUACCUGAUGGCGUCUGUUGGCAAUGGAUUCAUUGCUACAAAUGUCUAUAGCGACACCAUUUAUGCAGCGGGAAUAUUCAACGGUCGAGGAACAACAUCGCCUAGUCAUCGUGCCCGGAUCCCUUCCACAUGUGAUAUAAAACYACGUACAAACGUACCAAAGACUACAAAGCUAUGGAGCCUUGAUGUUGCUCAAGCAGUGUUUAAAUACACAGAAAAUGCUACUAACUUCACCYUGGAACAGAGAAUCUACGCUCACAGAAUUCGAGAACACAUCAUCGUUAAUGAAAUUCACGUUUUCAAUUCACAGGAAGAAGACAUUUUAGUAGCUUUUGAUACAAGCUUUCGUCCAAUCAGCGACGAUUUUGACUUUCAAAACACUUCCGUCUUACAAAUGCAAAAGUUUGAACGGCUGGACAACGUUUCAUCACUUCGAGGCAGCUACAGGGUCAUUCAAGGUCACAUAAAGCAAACAGAGGAACCGGACAGCGCGCGGUUUGGAGUCGCGGUUGUAUGGACUGAAGCCCCUAAGGAACCUGUAACUAUUCCAAAACACUCGUCUCAGAAAUGGUACUUUGUAACGUCUCUAUCGACAAGUCUUAACUMUGAAGACUUUGUUGGCGAUGCAUACCGAUCGUACUCGUCUGCAGUCAAUAGUCUUGAGGAGUUAUUCGAGACUCAUGUAAAGGCAUGGACCGAGUUGUGGGAUCAAGGACGUAUUGAAGUGGACGGUGAUUUGAAGCUAUCGCAGGCUGUUUACGGCAGUCUAUACUAUAUAUUGAGUUCCCUUCGUCCAACAUGGCCGUAUGGUUUAAGUCCAGGAGGACUAGCGAGUAAUGGUUACAAUGGACAUACAUUUUGGGAUCAGGAAACAUGGAUGUAUCCACCUCUUGUUUUAUUAUUUCCCGAUAUGGCUCGUUCUUGUCUUGAAUAUCGCUUUCAAMGACUACAGACAGCAAGGGAUAGAGCAAAACAAAAGUCAUAUAAAGGUGCCAUGUUUCCCUGGGAGAGUGCCGUGACGGGAAAUGAAGUCUGCCCUGGUGAUAUCUACUCUGAUUAUGAACAACAUAUCACCGCUGACAUCGGUAUUGCUGCCAAGCAGUACUGGAUGGCAACACAUGACACCAACUGGCUCAAGGAGACUGGCGCCGAUCUCAUUAAUGCCACAGCUGAAUUCUGGGCCAGUAGAGUGAAAUAUAACCAAUCCCAGGAUGCUUAUGUCAUAUAUGACGUCAUGCCUCCUGAUGAAGACCGAGGUGUCGUUAAUAAUUCUGUUUACACCAAUGUCAUAGCGAAACUCAAUCUAGAGUUCGCCUCAAAGAUCGUUAAGGAGGCUCCAAAGGAAUGGGUUACCAUAGCAACUAAGAUGUACAUUCCUUUUGACAAGGAAAAACAGUAUCAUCCUGAAUACGACGGGUAUAGCCUCGAUAUCAUGGUCAAACAAGCGGACGUUAUCCUACUGGGGUUCCCUUUGAUGUUUAAUAUGAGUACCCGGGUAAGAAUAAAUGACCUUGGGCUGUACGAGCCUCGUACUAAUCCCAAUGGACCGGCAAUGACGAAAUCAAUGUUCGCCAUUAAUUGGCUCGAUGUUGGCGAAGUUAGCAAAGCUGAGCGUUCAUUUACAAAAAGCUAUGCAAACGUACAAGAGCCUUUCAAAGUCUGGACAGAAACYCCAGGGGGAGGUGCUGUGAAUUUUAUCACUGGCGCUGGGGGGUUCKUACAGGCUGUUUUGUUCGGGUAUGCUGGAUUGAAACUACACGAAGACUAUCUAGAAUUCAAUCCCAGGCUGUUACCAAAUACCACAAGCAUAAAAAUCAUUGGUUUAGAUUACCUUGGCAACAAUCUUGACGUCAUUGUUGGAACGACAGCAUCAGACAUUACUGUCACAUCAAGAUCAAGCUCGUCCCCAGCUUUAGAGGCUGUGGUCAAUGCAACGCAAAAGACAUAUCCACUUGAAGUUGGCAAUGUCGUGAAGUUUGACAACGGACUUAUUUACAUACGAGUUCUUAAGGAAAGCGGCAGGGAGAGAAAAGCUGAUAGAAAAAGUAGCCAAGAAAUUGUAUUUUAGCAUAUUUGAUUGUCAACCGCCCUUUUCUUUUUUUGUUUUGUAGUUAGAUUCGACUCGUUUUGAGAUUUGUUUUUAAUAUGAUUUAAAUAGAAUCAUUGAAUUUUUUUCAUUUGCACAAUAGCUAAUAAACUUUUUUUUCUACCAA
This is a messenger RNA of Exaiptasia diaphana, 2469 nucleotides long. RefSeq names its product protein-glucosylgalactosylhydroxylysine glucosidase. The transcript is spliced from 3 exons. NCBI's taxonomy places the organism in Eukaryota, Metazoa, Cnidaria, Anthozoa, Actiniaria, Aiptasiidae. Gene Ontology annotation, molecular function: catalytic activity. The coding region runs from base 150 to 2324 and encodes 724 amino acids. Gene Ontology annotation, biological process: carbohydrate metabolic process. The record is from RefSeq and is a predicted model, not a curated record.